Messenger RNA from Pseudoliparis swirei, 3504 nucleotides. RefSeq names its product POC1 centriolar protein homolog B (Chlamydomonas), like (gene galnt4). The transcript has 11 exons. Bases 206 to 2002 code for a protein of 598 amino acids. The record is from RefSeq and is a predicted model, not a curated record. NCBI's taxonomy places the organism in Eukaryota, Metazoa, Chordata, Actinopteri, Perciformes, Liparidae. Gene Ontology annotation, cellular component: Golgi apparatus.
AUUUUGAAAGGACGUACCGGAACCUCUAUUGUUUCUGUGGCUGCUUCCAUCAGGCUAGAAGCCCAACAACGUGGAGAAGAGGAUGUGGGCAUGCUGACAUCGGCAAGCCAGAGGUUUGACUGGAAGACGACCGCAGUCCGCCUGACGAACACAGGACAGCGGCCAUCGCGACCUCCGAGACAUGUAACUAGUUCCGAAGAGCCCCAUGAAGCUCAGCCAGUCACGGUGCCUCCCGAGACUUUCUCUCAUGAGGGGGCGUUGCUCUCGAAAGCUUGGUGGGCUGGCCAAGGCUGGCUUCCUGCUCUGUGUGGUAUGGCUGGGCUACCUUCUGUUAGCGCGCUCCUCGUUCCCCACCUCUUCCUCUCCGGAGGAGAAAGCUGAGGACCUCAACGUUCAGGCGAGACAGCUCUCCAUAGAGGAGACCGGGGCGCAAGGGCAGCUGGCAAGGCCCGUCUACGUGAAGCCAUCACCGGACCACAACGCUCCGGGGGAGAUGGGUCGGGCCACGCGCCUCAACCUCAGCCCUGCCGAGAAGAAACAGGAACUGGACAGUGUGGAGAGCUACGCUAUCAAUAUCUAUAUCAGUGAUAAGGUUUCCCUCCAUCGGCACAUCCAGGACAACAGGAUGAGCGAGUGCCGAAAUAAGAAGUUUGAAUAUCGGCAUUUACCCACAACCUCUGUGAUCAUCGCCUUCUACAACGAGGCCUGGUCCACCCUGCUGAGGACGGUUCACAGUGUGCUGGAGAGCACGCCUGCCAUCCUGCUGAAAGAGAUCAUCCUCAUUGACGACUACAGUGAUCGAGGCUACCUGAAAUCCCAACUCGCUGACUACAUCAGUAAUCUGGAUCGCGUGCGGCUCAUCCGCACCAACAGGAGGGAGGGUCUGGUCCGGGCUCGUCUCAUUGGGGCCACCUCUGCGACCGGAGAUGUUCUGACGUUUCUGGAUUGCCACUGUGAGUGUAUCCCUGGUUGGAUUGAGCCUCUGCUGGAAAGGAUUGGUGAGAAUGCCAGUACCAUUGUGUGCCCUGUGAUCGACACCAUUGACUGGAACACCUUUGAGUAUUACAUGCAAACGGAUGAGCCGAUGAUCGGAGGGUUUGACUGGAGACUCACCUUCCAGUGGCACCCAGUCCCCGAAGUGGAACGCGAGAGGCGCAAGUCUCGCAUUGACCCCAUCAGGUCUCCGACAAUGGCAGGUGGUUUGUUUGCGGUGAGCAAGGCCUACUUUGAGCAUCUGGGCACAUAUGACAUGGGCAUGGAGGUGUGGGGAGGAGAAAACCUGGAGCUCUCCUUCAGGGUGUGGCAGUGCGGGGGCAGCCUGGAGAUCCACCCUUGCUCUCACGUGGGCCAUGUGUUCCCCAAAAAGGCCCCUUAUGCACGGCCCAACUUCCUCCAGAAUACCGUCCGAGCUGCGGAGGUUUGGAUGGACUCUUAUAAACAGCACUUCUACAACAGGAAUCCGCCGGCCAAAAGGGAGACCUACGGGGAUAUCUCAGAGCGCCUGCUGCUGAGGGAGAGGCUGCACUGCAACAGCUUUGACUGGUAUCUGAAGAAUAUCUACCCGGAACUGCAUGUUCCCGAGGACAGAAAGGGCUGGCACGGGGCUGUGCGAAGCUCCGGAAUAAACUCGGAGUGUCUGGACUACAACUCCCCGGAGCACAAUCCCACAGGUGCCCACAUUUCUCUGUUUGGCUGCCACGGCCAGGGAGGCAACCAGUACUUUGAGUACACAACUCAAAGGGACAUCCGCUUCAACUCCGUGACAGAGCUGUGUGCUGAAGUAACCGAGGGACAGACCUCCAUCAAUAUGAGGAACUGCCUUAAAGAUGGGGAGCUCAUACCUCCCAGUAUCACCUGGAACUUCAGAACGGACGGCACCAUCUACCACCCUCACUCGGACAUGUGUGUGACAGCCUACCGCACACCAGAGGGCCGCACUGACACCCAGAUGAGGCGGUGCACCCCGGGGGAUACAAACCAGCAGUGGAAGUUUGAGUGGUAGAAGGAGGAAGUAAGAAAGUAGCAGGGAACCCUCAAGUGACCUUCGAUUACCAGAGUGCAAUUACUACGGCGGUUGUCUUCCAGCGGGAAUGGAGAGCAAAGGAAAGGUGGCGAAACAGUCACUUUAAGCCAAUGAAUCGCCCGAGUCGGAGCUUUUGAAUGACUGAAUACGUGCAGAUUGUGGAAGAAUGAACGAGAGUUGCCAGGCGAUGAUAAUUUGGUCUUCUGAAGGAGACUGGCUGAACUAGAGACUUUUACUUUUGUGUUCCUUCAUCAAAGUGCCUCUGCAACCAAAAUGGAGUCAAGGGCACAUGUUAUGUGUCAUUAUUGUCUCUAACGCAACGACUUGAAAGCAGUGGGACUGAUUUGACUGUCCAGCACAUGAAGAAGUGCCUUUUUAAGGAGAUUGAAGCGUUUUCGGGGAAAAAAAACGAGGCGCAAAAUCACGCUGCACUACAAAAUGUUCCUGAUGUGCAAUUAAGAUGAAUUAUUACUGUAAAAUCAUCAUGUUUGGGAAGUGAAGUGCAAAAGAACCCAUUUUAAUAAAAACGGGCUGCUCAAAGAAGGCGUGCCAGGAAUGUAUGGUCAGCAGCUACUUGCCACAACGUGCUGCAUCAUGUGAGCGGGAAGAGAGCGCUGCGGUCGCACUAGACUGCUUCUCAAUUUCAUCUCCUGUCUGUGGAGACAGUUUCAUGGCCGAAUGCCACCCCAACAAGACUUGAAGCAUUCAUUAAGUAUUUGUACUAAGUGUAAUUUGGCCCAUCGGGCUUAGUGAGUUGACGGGAAUGUUUUAAUCUAUUCUUCCCUGUUGUGUAAAAUUGAGAAUACCCACUAAACUCAUUUGUCACUGUGCCUUGAAAGGUUGUCACUCUUAAAAUCUACUGUUUUUUUACCGAGGUAAAAUGUGCCAGAGAAUGUCAAAUGUAUGUAGAAAUGUGUUUGAAUGCUAAAAACUAAAACAGCUCUGGCUUGAUGCACUUGGUUUGAUUCCAACACAGAACCCUUAAAGGGAGAGACAUUUUUAAUUCAAUCAUUCGAGUUGGCAGACUGUUUGUUGAGACUCCAGUGUGUAAACCGUACUUGAAGAAGCGUCCACAGAACACUUGUGGUUUGUUGAAGACCUAUUGGCCUUUCCACUGGGAUUCAGUGACCAAGAGAUGCAUUGUUGUUUAAAUGUUUGUUAAAUUGCAGCUGAAUUUUCCGAAGACUGCUCAUCGCUGACCAAUGUUUGGUGUCUGGGAUCCUUUAAAAUUAAUAAAAUUAAAUAUUCCUUUUAGUCAAUGGAUACAUAAGAUAAACAUAUUUUGUGUUUUGGAAAUAAUGUUUGUUUUAAGGGACCAAAGUGGGACAGUGCAAACGUAAAGCACCUUUUUAAAACUACUGAUAAUGCAGAAGGGAUGGUGAUUAUUUGAUAUGAAGAAGAGAGUGACUAAAAUGGGAUGGAUGUUUCAAUGAUGAUAAAAGCUAUUUGGUGACAGAGAAUAAUUAAAAAAACUAACCACA